Molecule: messenger RNA, 1288 nt
Organism: Lingula anatina
Lineage: Eukaryota; Metazoa; Brachiopoda; Lingulata; Lingulida; Lingulidae
Source: RefSeq, a predicted model, not a curated record
CAUGUGAUCCCCCUUGUGCAAUCGUUCUGGUUAGCCUCAGCUAGCAAAGCUCCCUCAAACCUUUAUUUUCCUUGUUGGAAUAAGUAUAAAAGCAACAGAAAUUUAUGAAAGUUUCAGAUACAAUUGUGCAUUGAUAUCAGUUUAAUAUGGAGCUGUGCAAGAAAGUCAUGUUUAUUGUGUUCCUAUUUGCACUGGCAAUCACUUUGUCACAAGAAACAAGAGCUUUAGGGCUUUAUGGAGAGGAUCUGGAAACUGGCACUAUGGGGUUUAAAGAUGUUACAGAACUACUGCUACAAGAGAUGCGUUGCCGCAGCAUUCAAAACAAACAACAGAGACAAAUCAACCUGCUGGGGAAUCUGGCAAGAAAGUUGCAGAGACAAGUACAAGAUAUCACACAGAAACUGCCUCACUCUGAGGAUGAAGAAAACUUAGAAGAACCUCCCAUUUUUCACAGAUCUGCCAACAAGACCCAUACCAGAAAUAAACGAAAUAUCCGAAGUGGUCCAUUACCCAGUGGCAUUGCCAGUGGUGCCACCUAUACAAGAUGGGGAAGAAAGACAUGUCCACCAGGAGCAGAGUUAGUGUAUGAUGGUGUGAUAGGUGGAUCUCUUUACACUCACAACGGUGGAGGUAGUGAUCUGCAGUGUCUUCCCCACAACCCGCAGUGGGGAACUUAUAAAGAUGGCUUUCAGUCAAGUGCCUUCAUGUAUGGAGCAGAACUGGAGAUUCAAGCCAAUGACCCAUUCAAUAAAGUCAACACUGGGAGGAUCAGAACUCUUCAGGAUGAGACCCCAGUAUGUGCUGUGUGCCGGUCCAUUAAUCGGUCCAGUCAAGUCAUGAUCCCAGCGAGAAGAGAAUGCCCAGAAAGCUGGACUCAGGAGUAUAAUGGCUACCUUAUGUCGUCACAUCAUGGACACAAAAGAUCUCAAUUUGUGUGCAUCGAUGGGGCACCUGAGGUAAACGAGGGUGGAACUGGGAACCAAAAUGGUGCCCUGCUGUACGUGGUUGAAGCAAAGUGUGGCUCCCUCCCAUGUCCAAGUUAUGUGGAUGGCAGAGAACUGACUUGUGUUGUUUGUUCAAAGUAAAUUGCAUUGUGGUAGAUGUGAUUGUGCUGAGCUGUCUACUAUAAAGCACAUUUGUCUUGUUCUAGGCGCUUAAUGUAGUUUCGCAAAAUUUUAAAAAAAAGUUUUAUUUUGAUUGUUAUUUUAGGUCCAUACUUUUUACCCACUUUGAGCUAAGAUAAAUCAGUUGUAUUCCAUGUCAAUGAGAAUAAUAUACCAGUUCACAA